AUGGCGGCGGGUCCGAUCGCCGAACGUAAUCAAGAUGCCACAGUCUAUGUGGGAGGACUGGAUGAGAAGGUCUCUGAAGCCAUUCUGUGGGAGCUGUUUCUACAGGCUGGCCCGGUGGUCAAUGUUCACAUGCCCAAGGACAGAGUGACCCAGUCUCAUCAGGGCUAUGGCUUUGUCGAGUUCAUGGGAGAAGAAGAUGCGGAUUACGCCAUCAAGAUAAUGAACAUGAUCAAACUGUACGGCAAACCUAUACGGGUGAAUAAGGCUUCAGCCCAUCAGAAAAAUUUGGAUGUUGGAGCAAAUAUAUUUAUUGGAAAUUUAGAUCCAGAAGUGGAUGAAAAACUUUUAUAUGACACAUUCAGUGCUUUUGGUGUCAUUUUACAAACUCCCAAAAUUAUGAGGGAUCCAGACACCGGCAACUCCAAAGGAUUUGCAUUCAUCAACUUUGCCAGUUUUGAGGCAUCUGAUGCGGCCAUUGAAGCCAUGAAUGGGCAGUAUUUAUGUAACCGGCCUAUUUCUAUAUCAUACGCUUUCAAGAAAGAUGCCAAAGGAGAGCGACAUGGCUCAGCUGCAGAGCGGUUGUUAGCAGCACAGAAUCCUUUGUCCCUGACAGACAGGCCUCAUCAACUGUUUGCGGAUGCUCCUCCCCCUCCCCAGCAACCUCCUGCCCCCUCCCAGUCCACACUUAUCCCUCCCCCUCCUCCACCCUCCAGCGCUAUCCCCACACAGAUGCCAAACAUGCCAGGGAUGAUGUCGAUGCAGACACCGCUGCCUCCUCCGCCCGUCCCUCCCCCAGCAGGGAAUAUUGGUCAGCCGCCUCACAUGCCCUUCCCCCCUCCCCCCAUGGGGCGACCCCCUCUACCGCCCAAUCCUGGGAACAUGCCGCCCCCUGCACCACCCACAAGCUCAGCCGGAGGAAUGAACCAAGGAGCACCGCCACAUUCGAGUGGACACCCAAACAUGCCACCUCAUCCUGGGCCCCCAGGGGGUCACCCAAAUAUGCCCCCUCCUCCAGGGAUGAGACCCCCUCCUCCUGGCUGGAGGGGACCUCCACCACGAGGUCCACCACCAUUUGGUAUGCGGGGUCCAUUCCAUGGGAUGAGGGGACCUCCUCCACCUCCUCAUCGGGGUAUGAGACCCCCACCCAGAAUGAGGGGCCCACCUCCUCCAGGCAUGAGGGGUCCAGGAGGACCGCCGCCUCCACGCUACUGAGCGUCAUAUAUCUGUGGAAACUCACAUGUGCUGAUACCAUAUUUCCAGGGAUGAAAUGCAUAGAAACAUGCAUUAUUUUCCUUGUGUGGACACCAGGAAAAUUUGGUGACAGAAGUGAACAGAAUUUGUGUCAUGUCUUUUUAAAUGGAAGUCGUCCAUGAGAUCAACUGAU
Liolophura sinensis is the source of this 1384-nucleotide messenger RNA. RefSeq names its product splicing factor 3B subunit 4-like. Gene Ontology annotation, molecular function: RNA binding. The record is from RefSeq and is a predicted model, not a curated record. The transcript is spliced from 10 exons. Gene Ontology annotation, biological process: positive regulation of mRNA splicing, via spliceosome. The coding region runs from base 1 to 1212 and encodes 403 amino acids. Gene Ontology annotation, cellular component: precatalytic spliceosome; U2 snRNP; nucleolus. NCBI's taxonomy places the organism in Eukaryota, Metazoa, Mollusca, Polyplacophora, Chitonida, Chitonidae.